This is a messenger RNA of Anopheles moucheti, 1312 nucleotides long. RefSeq names its product voltage-gated potassium channel subunit beta-2 (gene Hk). The transcript has 9 exons. Lineage: Eukaryota; Metazoa; Arthropoda; Insecta; Diptera; Culicidae. Gene Ontology annotation, cellular component: cytoplasm; voltage-gated potassium channel complex. Gene Ontology annotation, biological process: regulation of potassium ion transmembrane transport; potassium ion transport. The coding region runs from base 3 to 1304 and encodes 433 amino acids. The record is from RefSeq and is a predicted model, not a curated record. Gene Ontology annotation, molecular function: transmembrane transporter binding; potassium channel regulator activity; voltage-gated potassium channel activity.
GUAUGUCGAUCGUGUUAUGUAAUGUUGCUUCAAAACCUAAUAACGACAAUAACGUUAACAAUGACAAUAUUAGUGAGGAUUCAAAUCCGGUCACAAUCUACAGGUGCCGCGCUCCCAUAGCUUCACUCGAUUGCAUGGAGGAAUUUAGUGGCACGACUGCUCAGCUUGAUUUCGGUCGUUCCACCAGUUUGGGGUCCAAUCCGGCCAUACAGAUACGCAGCAAUGCAACCACUACGCCCGGUUUGCGGUACAAAAAUCUCGGCAAAAGUGGCCUGCGCGUCUCCAAUGUGGGUCUCGGCACCUGGCCCAUUUUCUCGCCGGGCGUCUCGGAGGAACAGGCGGAAGCCAUCCUUCGCCUGGCCGUUGAUAGCGGAAUCAAUUUGUUCGACCUUUCCGAAGCGCAUUCAGGUACACGUGCGGAAAUAGAGCUGGGCAAGAUUAUUCAAAAGGCAGGAUGGAAACGGACCAGCUUCGUCAUAACAACAAAAAUUUAUUGGAGCACAAAAUCCGAAGAGCGAGGAUUAUCGAGAAAACACAUCAUCGAAAGUGUCCAAGCGAGCCUGCAAAGGUUGCAGCUGCCAUACAUCGACGUCAUACUGGUGCACAAGGCGGACUCUAUGUGUCCGAUGGAAGAGAUUGUGCGAGCAAUGAAUUACGUCAUAUCGCAAGGAUGGUCGAUGUACUGGGGAACAGCACGCUGGUCACCCGUGGAGAUCAUGGAAGCCUACACAAACUGUCGCCAGUUCAACUGUGUGACACCGAUCGUGGAGCAGUCGGAAUACCACAUGUUCUGUCGGGAGAAGGCGGAGCUUUACCUGCCUGAGAUGUACAACAAAAUCGGUGUCGGAUUCAUGGCCUGGGGACCACUGUCCAUGUGCUUGGGCGAUGCACAGAACGGCGAGAAGCUCUGGAUACCGAAGGGAUCGCUGAAAAGCAAAAGCCAAAGCUACUCCUGGAUCGAGGAUGAAGUAAACAAAGAAGUAAGUGUACGAUCUACGGCCAGACCGCACUGUAGCGAUCCGCAGGACGAAGCGCGCCGGCUGUACGACAAGGCGCGUGACAUUAGCAAUCUGGCGGAGAAGUUGGGCUGCAAUGCGGUACAGCUGUCGAUUGCGUGGUCGCUCAAGCAUGAACCGGUGCAAUGUUUGCUGCUCGGUGCUACCUCUCCGGAACAGCUCCAUCAGAGCCUGCAAGCGCUACAGUUACUGCCACGGCUAUCGACCGGUGUGAUGCUGGAAAUAGAACGCAUCCUUGAAAACAAACCAGUGCGUCCACCGCCGAUAUCUACGCUUGCCCUUCGGUGACAAUCAGC